CAGGAAAGCACACAGAGAUCUCCACAUAGCCUAUCUGGAUUUGAAUUGUCUAUUUCUGAAGUGUAUAAAGUUCACACGAAUAUAGAACCUAACAAAGCCUGUGGCCCAGACAACUUACCUGGGAGAAUACUUAAAGAAGUAGCCGUAGAAAUCAGUCCAGCUUUAGCCAAGUUAUUCAAUCAGUCACUGUUCGAUGGCGAGUUUCCCCAACAGUGGAAAAUGGCAAAUCUAACCCCUCUUCAUAAAAAACGACGAUUCAACAUUAGCGAACAAUUACC
This is a messenger RNA of Paramuricea clavata, 278 nucleotides long. The record is from the annotation of a GenBank genome assembly. NCBI's taxonomy places the organism in Eukaryota, Metazoa, Cnidaria, Anthozoa, Malacalcyonacea, Plexauridae.